AGCUACUUGCAGGCCCACGACGGAGGUCUUGGUUCCAAGUAAAGGAGGAGUUAAUCAUCACAGACUCUAACGACCGUGGUGCUGAAUAUUAUCGCGACUCAGGAUUCUCAGACCCAGAACAUCUACAGCAGUCGAAUCCUUGGGCGCAGUGCUACCUCUCAGAAUGACAUUCGCUAUCGUUGACGACCUAUCUGUUGAAAGUCUUCAAUCCUCAUACCACAAUGGCACCGCCACUCCAUCCGACGUCGUGGGCUCGGUCUAUACACGCAUCUCAGACUACCCCGACCAAGCCAUCUGGAUCACUCUCAUCCCAAAGUCCGACGCCUUGACUCGCGCCAGACGUUUGGAAUCUCAAUAUCCCGACCCUUCAUCCCGUCCCUCCCUUUAUGGGAUUCCCUUCUCCGUGAAAGACUCCAUCGACAUCGCCGACCUACCAACGACACUGGCUUGCCCGAGCUACGCCUACACCGCCACCUCAACGGCCCCAGUCGUCCAACGCCUACUCGCUGCCGGCGGCAUCCUCAUUGGCAAGGCGAACCUUGACCAAUUCGCGACAGGCCUGAACGGCACACGCUCGCCGUACGGUAUCCCCAGGUGUGUGCAUGACCACGAAUACAUUUCGGGCGGCAGCUCGUCCGGCUCUGUCGUUAGCGUCGCGGCGGGCCUCGUUUCCUUCACGGUGUCCACAGACACAGCAGGGAGUACGCGGGUGCCGGCUGCGCUCAAUGGCGUUGUCGGUUUGAAACCUACGCUGGGCACUAUCUCGACGGUCGGCCUUGUCCCGGCGUGCAAGACGGCAGAUUGUGUCUGCGUAAUCGCUCCGACAAUUGAUUCGACAUUGAAAGCCUACGAGGUAAUGCAUGGAUACGACGAGGAUGACGUGUAUGCGCGAGACCCCCAGCAGUUGGCGAUCCUUGCCAACCAGCCUGCUUUGUUAUCGAGGUCAGGGGCGAGUGCCGAGAACACAUACGCCCUGCCGCCGCAGGAGCUUGUGGACAGUGUCCUCUCUCCAGAGUAUGCCAGUGUUUACGGCAGGUUUCUCUCAAGGCUGCGGCUGGAGAGCACUUUCAAGCUGGCAAACGAGUUUGAUUACUCACCAUUUGCUGCGGCGAAUGCGAUGUUGUACGGUAGUUCGAUCGUCGCGCAGCGCAUUGUGGCGUUCAAGGACUACAUUGAUAGUCACGGGUAUGAGAAGCUGCAUCCGGUGACUGACGACAUCUUCAGAGCGAGUGACGGCUUCUCGGCGGUGCAGGCCUACCAGGAUAUUUUCGAAUUGGCCAAGUAUAGAAGGCUGGCGGCGAAACAGUUCAGCUCCUCUAUUGGCGUGGAGAAUGGUGGUCCUGAUUGUGGGAUCGAUGUGCUCAUUGUGCCUUCUACAGCUACUCACCCGACCGUAGAUGAGAUGCUAGACGAUCCCAUUGAUUUGAACAAGCAGCUAGGUAGCUUUACGCAUUUUGUCAAUUUGUUGGAUUUGUGUGCGGUCGCCGUACCCUUGAAGGCGCACUGGACCAGCAAGAAUGGGAAGAAGAUGCCGUUCUCGGUUACGCUGAUUAGCCUGCCUGGACGGGAUGGGGAUUUGCUUGAGCUGGGAAGGAUGAUCAUGGAGAUGCGGGUGGAUUGA
Molecule: messenger RNA, 1621 nt
Organism: Exophiala xenobiotica
Lineage: Eukaryota; Fungi; Ascomycota; Eurotiomycetes; Chaetothyriales; Herpotrichiellaceae
Product: allophanate hydrolase
Exons: 2
Coding region: 164-1621 (485 amino acids)
Molecular function (GO): catalytic activity
Source: RefSeq, a predicted model, not a curated record